UUAAAAAAAAAAAUCACACUGCUUGGUCUGUUAUGUUGCAUUAUAUACUGUAUGAGAACACAUGCACUGACGGUUCUUAUAUAACACGGAAGAUAUUUCCAUUUCUCAACAUAUUCCUCUGAUUUCACCACAACAUAUUGCACUGUUUAAUGUUUGUAGUCAGUGUUGUUAAAUUUUGUUUCUCUAUACUCCUCUAAGAGUGUGCUUAUACCAAAACCACAUACUACUUCAUUCACCACAUUGGCUGGUAUUGAUCAUAAAUCCAGCUUUUGACUUUUUUCACCACUUUUACUUUAUUUAGACAGUUAUGAAGGCAUUUGUAAUAUGUAUCUGUGUAAUAUGUAUAUGUGUUUAAUGUUUGAUACUAAAUUGAUAUAGGUAGCAUACAAGACUGGGGGAAAAAAUGAGGAUUGAGAGAGACAAGUCAUUCUAGACUAUAAAUAAGUACAAUGUGUGUGCUUGUGUCUGAACUACAGCCUUGUCAGGGUGACAUGAUAUCCAUUCCUUUUCAUACAUAAUCUUUUAUGACAUGAGCUCAGGAAAACAAUAUAAUAAAUGAGCAGGAAAUAAACUGUGGCCUACAAUAUUGUUGCUCCCAAAGAAAGCAUGUCUAUACACUUGUGUGUGUAUGUAUGUGUGUGUGUGUGUGUGUGUGUGUGUGUGUAUAUAUAUACAUACACACACACACACACACACACACAUAUAUAUAUAUAAAAUGUGUGUGUGUAUGUAUAUAUAUACUCUGUACAGGAAAUGUGAGUGAUGCUGUAGUCAUUCUGCAAUCAGCAAUCCGGGGUAGAUUUUGUGUGAUCAGCAUGAUAUUGAGUAUGCUAUUGAUGGUAAUGUACUGCAUAAGCAGGUUGUUGGAUAUGCCUUUCAAAUUGCAGUUAUUGUUUGAACAGUGAUCUCUAUUAGAGAGAUCUCUGUGCAAUUAUUGUUUCAUUAAUACUCUUAACCACAGUCAUUUGUAAAAGUAAGGAAACGUUAGCACCCAACUGCCUCGGCUGAGCCUCAGCGAGACUGUGAAAGGUUAAAUUCUUUCCAACACAUUGGGGGAAAAAAAGAAGAGAAAAGAAUAUAAGGGAAAGUCAUACAUAUGCAGCUUACUGAGUAGUCUGUACUAGAUACGCACAUAUAAAGAGCCCAAGGGAGGCAGUAACUCACAGAGCUGCUCCAGCAGCCUCUAGUCCCCAUGGCAACGGCAGCCUCUAUCAGCUCCAUCUGAGAAUAGGUAAAGUAAAUCUGCAUGCAUUUGGCUGCCUGCCAGCAUCUCAAAUGAAAGAGCACUUUGAACCACUGCCAGGCUUGGAGGAGGAGAGGGGCCUGUCAGGCCUGCUUAAUGUUGGCAGUUUGUACUUGGCAAGGCUUGCCUUUCCCAGAAUCCCUCAGUCUGGCAAGAAUCCAGCUGCUUAGCGGAAGCUGAGAGUUAACCCCUACGACAGGCCUGGGGAAGGCAGAACACUGAAAACUUUCCGCUGUGUAUGAGAGAGAGAGGCGGUGAGGCACAGUGUGAUCUGUAUGCAUGAGAGCACUGCAGGGAUAGCAGAGAAUCUCUUGGAGAGAGAGAGAGAAGGAAAGCAAAAUAUCCUGCACUGUAUUCACACAGAAUCAGACGCUGCAGGUUACUGCAGUGAAAGUUUUGACUGGCUAUUACAGGAUCUUUUUUUUAUCUUCUAAAAUAUCAAUUUUUUUUCACAAAUAAUUCUUCUUUCAUAGUUUUCUUUCUUUCGUUUGGGGAAAACAUUGAAAUGUUUAGCCUAUUCCUUGACCCUAAUAUAGCAAAAUGUGCAACCAGCAAUUAAUGUUCUGCAAAAUUUUAUUUUAAUGACACAUUUUAGUUAUGUAUUUAGUCCUGUGCAAGAUUCCAUGAAGUGUAGCUUGUGCAGCUUUACUGCCUAAGCCCUGGCAUACCUUUAUUUGCAUUUAUAGUGACUUAUUACAGUCCAGUAGAAUUUCUGGUUCCAUGUAGGCAGCUGUACAUAUAAGAAGAAAGUGAAUAUUUACUAAGCACUAUACUAUAAUAACAGAUAGAAUGAUAGAUAGAUAGAUAGAAAUGCAUACAUUUAUUGAUUGAUCCCAAAAAUAUAAAAAUGUCCAUAUAUUCUGGCUUAAAGGUAUUCACAAAACAGUACCUAGCUCUGUGUAGAAAGAUUGUGAGUUGAUAUUACAUCCACUGUACUGGGAAAUAGAGCGAUGGUAUUUGCUGAUGUAAGCACUUUUUUUUUUAUCUCCUUCUUAAAUCUUAAACUGAGUAUUACUGAAUUAAAAGGCAGACAGCUCGUGCUGAUGUUUGUGUACUGUGUGCGUUUGGUGGCGGGCGGGCGGGGUAGGGGGGUGAAACCCCACAAACUGGUCUUAUUUUCUAAGCGAAAAAUUGGUCAAUGUGUCGUGUGUUGCUGGGUCCAUUCAGAAGAUGUGUAGGGAGUGGUUGGAGCAUGCGCGCUCGGACAGCAACAAGUGGCAUGUGUCGAUUCGGAACGGAGAAGGACUGCGGAACGUGGUGCUGACGUCACCGGCCCAGCCAGGUGGCAUUCCGAGUGGAGCGCGCGGACGUGGAGGCACAAUCAAAAUUCCAACUCCGCACGCGAGGCAGAAUGUGAAGCGCGCCUGGAGUCUCGGUCCCAAAAUCGCGUUCUUCUGCAGAGCAAAGCUCCGACUGAGAGACUGCUUGAGAAAAUAUUUCCUCAUUUCAUUAUAAAGACCGAAAACGACCGUAUCGCGGAUCCGAGAGGGAGGCAUUCAACAUGUCUUCUGCACAGGUCUCCUCGUCGAGGAGGCAAUCGUGUUAUCUCUGCGAUUUGCCCCGCAUGCCCUGGGCUAUGAUUUGGGAUUUUACCGAGCCAGUAUGCAGAGGCUGCGUGAAUUACGAAGGCGCGGAUCGGAUCGAGUUUGUCAUCGAGACCGCGCGGCACCUUAAGCGGGCUCAUGGCUUCCAAGAGGGGAGAUCCCCGGGACCAGCGCCGCCGCCCACGGUGAAGGCACAGGCAGCCAUGGCGGCCAAGGAGACGGUGCAGCUGAACCAUGUGGACGCCUCGUCUAAGCAGCAGCAGCAAGGGCUCGAGCGCUACUCUCUGAGCACGGAGAGAUCGCGCUUCGAUUACUCCGCCAUCGGCGCUCAUGCUGGACGCCUCCCGAACGGACUCGGAGGACCGAACGGAUUUCCGAAAUCAGACGACGGGCCUCCAGAGCUUAACCGCCAGAGCCCUAACUCUCGCCGAAGCCACGGCCUGGUCACGGUGCCCGGGCAAAUGAACGUGCCGCCCAAUCUACUCCCGCAGACCAUGCUGAACGGCCCUCCAUCAGCAGCGGGCAUUGCGCAGCACAGCAUGGCCGGCAGAGCCCCUCCAACAGCCAGCAUGAGCACAGCUUUGUCCAUGGCGCCGCAGGCGAUGUCGGAGCAAGGUAAAAGACCCGGUUCCGUGUCCAGUACGGACCAAGACCGCGAUCUGAAAGAGAAGCAGCGCAACGCGGAGGCUUUGGCCGAACUUAGCGAGAGUUUGCGGAACAGAGCUGAGGACUGGGCGAGCAAGCCUAAGAUUGUAAGGGAGACUUUGAUUACACUUUCGAACUGUACGCCCUUUGAUGUAAGGUUCAAGAAAGACCAUUCACUUUCGGGCAGAGUGUUUGCUUUCGACGCUGUGUCUAAGCCCGGGAUGGACUACGAGCUGAAAAUAUUUGUUGAAUACCCAAGCGGAUCUGGUAACGUGUUUUCCAGCGCCUCCGGGGUGGCCAAACAAAUGUAUCAAGACUGUAUGAAAGACUAUGGCAGGGGGCUCUCUUCUGGGUUUAAGUAUCUGGAAUAUGAGAAGAAGCACGGUUCCGGCGACUGGCGACUCCUGGGCGAUUUGCUGCCGGAGACCGUGCGGUUCUUUAAGGAAGGACUUGGCGCCGAGAUGCUGCCGCAAGCCUACAUCGACGCCAGCUGCCCGCUGUUGCCUUCAGCGCUCGUGAACAUGCCGCGCGCCAUGCCGUCCGCCAGCGCGCUCAGACCGGGCAUGCGCAAGCGCAAAGCGUCGCCUGAACCCGACUCGGCCGAGGGAGCGCUCAAGCUCAGCGAUGAGCAGCAGAGGCAGCAAUGGAUAGCCAGUCAAAGCGAGGCGCUGAAGCUCACCAUGGCGUCAGGCUCGUUCGUGGCCUCGCACGGUGGCCCUCCGCCCCUUGGGCCCGUACACUCGAGCCGAGCCACGCCGCCCGAAUCGGCUCCGCAGAACGGACAGUCGCCCAUGGCCGCGCUCAUGUCGGUGGCAGACACGCUGGGCAACGCGCACUCUCCAAAAGACAGCAACUCCGUGCACUCCACCACGUCCACCAGACACAACAGCAGCAGUCCGGUAUCACCCGCUUCCGUGUCGGGACAGAGGCGCUUGGCUUCCCGUAACGGAGAGUUAAACAUGGCCGGGACACCCUCUCAGUCCGCAUCCCAUCAAAACAUGGAGCAAGCGCACCCACAAAACAUUCCUGAUUCUCCCAUGGCCAACAACGGACCGCUGUGUUGCACCAUUUGUCACGAACGCUUAGAAGACACACACUUCGUGCAAUGUCCCUCCGUUCCCAACCAUAAGUUUUGCUUCCCAUGUUCACGCGAGAGCAUCAAAGCACAGGGGGCAACCGGCGAGGUGUAUUGCCCCAGCGGAGAGAAAUGCCCCCUGGUAGGUUCGAACGUGCCUUGGGCUUUCAUGCAAGGCGAGAUCGCGACCAUUUUGGCCGGAGACGUUAAAGUGAAAAAGGAAAGGGACCCCUAAAAUGAUUAUGCUUCCCGAAUCAGAAACGUAAAUCGAGUCAAGUAUAUUAUAUACAUGUUGUGAAUAACUGACAAAGUAGUCCUAUGUACAGAGACCCCCUCUUUCCGUCAUAUAUUUCAGUGUUUUGAAACAAAGGUACAGUGGGCAGUGUGAUGUCAUGGCUAAUUUGAAGGAGGAGGCUGUUUGGACACGUUUGGUCGCGAUGUAUUUUGGUGGCAGUGUUAACGGUACGGUGGGGAGGCACUUUGCGCUCACGUUUUUAUUUGGGCUCAUGCACUUCUUUCAAGGUGAUAUCCCCCUCCCCCCACACCCCCUAUAUAAAUCCGGAUUGUUACCGGAGGUGUUUUGUCCUAGUUACCAACGUAAACAGGAAGGCGCGAGGCAUGACUCGGUUUAUAGACCGUUAGUGGGCAUUUUUUUUUGUCUUUUGGUCUCUUUAUAUUUUUGACGUACUUUACAAAAAACAAAAAAACAACAACAAUGUCUCACUUUCAUCUCGUGUUCUGAAAGUACAAAUAUAGUUUCCUACGUGUUUUUCAUUCUCCUUCCUUUUGCUUUAAAGGUGCACGGAUGCUUAAGAGUAGAGCAAAAAUACUGUACAUGAACUUAAAUGCUCUGUUUGUUUAUACAUUUCUGUAGUAACAGAAGACUUGUAACGUGCCUUGGAGCUGAGUAAAUUGUAAUAAAUUCAUUGAUAUUAAUAUAUUUGUCAAGUGUCCGUUUGUUCGGUUUGACUUUUUGUUUCAACACGCAAGGUUUAUAUGGGUUUAUUUGCAUUUUACACAUCUCUUAAAACCGAGAAUUGUAGUGGAAAGUGUGGCUCUGCUCUUUGGUAAAGCUACAAGUUAUGCAGAAAAAUACCCUUCAAUCAUUACUGUUUUGUGUGUGUGAUGUGGCUAAUAUUCAGUGCACAUGAAAAAGUGCUAUUUCAUUUUAAAUAUUUUGUUUUGUUAUAUGUUGAGCUUUUUAUAAAUUUCCACGGCACGUGAUUGUUCAAGAAGGACAGUUGUUAUAUUAACUUUUUGACCUCGGAAGCUUUAAAAAAAAAAUCACUUUUUGAUAUAAUGGGCAGUUACUAAUUCAACUGUAAUGAACAGAAUGUAAUUUGACACAUUUGACAUUUUCAGUCACCGUGACCUAAAAAUGUACUUUUAAUGCAAUCAGCAGGACUUUGACAAAACUAGGUCUGUGCGGUUUAAUUUUAUUUUUUAAAAUGUUGGGGGUUUUUUUUUGCAUCAUAUUACAGCAAUGCUAACAGUGCGAGUGUUCAAAAGCGACUCGCUUUAAAAUCCUGCAAUCAUGCAUUUAGGAGGACUGGCAUUCUCAGUGAGAGCCAUCUAGUCUAUUUACGUUGCAGUCGUGCUCUUGUGUUAGCGUGCAUGUUUUCCCUGUCAUGCUUGUGGCAACAAGUUUGAGUAUUAUAAGAUGAAUGUCAAUCAGAUCAAUAGUGUUUAAUGCAUGAAUUUCCUCCCUGUAACAUUUGUAGGCUAAUCUGUAGUACCCGUCAAUGAUGUUCUAGCCUAUGCUGAAAAUGACUGUUCGUGUAUGUGUGGAUGUUUGUGAAAGACAGUGAAGGAAAGUGCUUGCACAUGCCUGAGAUGCCCCCAGGGAAACAUUCCUCAUUUAGAAUUCAGCUGGCGGUCACGUGAGCCGUCAGUUGUAAUCUUGCAUUGGCUGCCGAUAGGAGGGAAACCAGUUGGUGCGUGGCUGUUGCCAUGAGUCAAGCUAAUGCUCUUUUUUUGUUUUUUUUUUCUUCCAGUGCCUUAGACAAAUGGUUGGUAGCACAAUUCCUUCAUGGCAGUUAGGCAUGAGCAGGCCUCCAGACACAAUCACAAAGGGCUUUAAGGUCAGAAAAUAGUGUAUAUGCCAGGAUAUCUCGCUUACAGACUUCCCUGUAGAACCCUACUAAAGCUAAUCAUAUCUUUUUAUAUAACAUUUAUAGUCCUUAUUUUUUACCAAACCCUACUAAAGUUACUUGUACCUUUUAUGUGACCUGUAUAGUCAUUAUUUAUUUGUUUGUUUGUUUGUUUGUUUUACCAAAGCCUGCUAUGCAGUACUGCUUACUUAUAAAUCUUGAAGCAGCUGAAGUACUUAUAAAAUUCUAAAAUAUAAAAUGGUAUGGUAGUUUAAUACACUAGAACAAGAACAAAAAAAAAAGCCUCAAUAUUGAUUAGUGGUAAAUGUUGCACAUUGUUCAGGUUGACAGUUUUCCUUUCAGUCGGAGUGCUGAAUAAACUGUAAUCUAUCCAUCUGUGACCUAAGCAGAGCUUUGUGUUAUGAAUUGAGCAAAAAUUAAUGGUGACUCAUAAAGUUAAGUAACUGGAUGAAAAAAAAAAUAGAAAAGCUCUGAAAUGAUGAUCCCCUCAGUGGAUAGCAUGCAAAUUUAUAUGCACAGUGUAGGAGAUUGCAUAUGUCCCGAUUACAUGCGUUAAUCCAUAUUGUAGUAUUUUUCAGGUGACUCAUUUGAAAAUAGUUGAUCAUCAUAACUUUAAAAUAUUUACAGCAUAACAUACAACAUAAAAAUUUAAGCAGCAAAAACAGCCCCCCCCCCCCCUUCCAUUUUGCACUCUUAUGUAAUGCUUCAAUCUUUAUCCCUUUAGCGCUGUGCUUAUGGAAAGUACAGUCGGAGAUGGCAUCUGGAGUGGUGCAUUGCAGAGAUGGGGCACUACCUGCUCUAUUAGUUGGAACUAAGGUGUGGUGACUCGGUCAGAUUAACUGCCUUCUAUUGUCUGUAUGUUGAUUAGGAUGCCAGUGACCUUAGCAACAGUAUCCUGGGUUUCAAUAUCCUGCGCUUGCAGUAUGCAUCGUAAAGAGAAACACAAACAUCUCCAACAUACUCCACUCCUGAAAUGGUGUUUGUGUAGUGUUUGCAAUCUGCAUGACUUUAUGGAACUUAGUGCUUGUGCACCAUUUGCAUUCUAAUAUAGGUUCAUUUGGGAUUUCCAGGCAUUAGCAUGAGCCUUUGUGCAUCACUUUUCAUCACAUUGUGGAUUUUUCACCAUGUAGCAGGCAUCACUUGUAAUUUUACACAGAGUGACCUAAUGAGCAUGCCGUCUGUUCUUGUCAGUACUUGUUGUGUCAGCAACUGUCAUUGGGAAUGACCAUCAAAGGACUUGGAGGAGCUCUUGGAAGACAGCAGAGAGAGACAGUGAGCAUCUCUGUCCUCUUCUUUCAUUAAGCUGCAUGUUAUUUGUGUCGGCAGCACACUGAUUACACGUGGAUAAUCUUUAAAUUGUUCCAGAAUAGUUUACAUAAUAGCAAAACCCAGUCGGUUAGAGAUUGGAAUAAAUGACUUUUCUAAUCCUGUUCUUUCUCACCCAGCUUGGCUCUAGCCACUCAGUUUUCAGCUUGUUAGGUUUCUGGGUGCGUUGUGAAAUCACUGCAGUCUGCUCCCCCUCCGCAGCCCAGGGAAGCCCCCUCCCUUCCCCCAACACACACACACACACUCCUCCCCUCUCUUUGUUUUCUCUCUCUCUCUCUC
Molecule: messenger RNA, 8223 nt
Organism: Ictalurus furcatus (blue catfish)
Lineage: Eukaryota; Metazoa; Chordata; Actinopteri; Siluriformes; Ictaluridae
Gene: irf2bpl
Product: interferon regulatory factor 2 binding protein-like
Exons: 1
Coding region: 2745-4742 (665 amino acids)
Biological process (GO): regulation of transcription by RNA polymerase II
Cellular component (GO): nucleus
Molecular function (GO): transcription corepressor activity
Source: RefSeq, a predicted model, not a curated record